This is a messenger RNA of Coccomyxa subellipsoidea C-169, 2505 nucleotides long. RefSeq lists its product as hypothetical. The record is from RefSeq and is a predicted model, not a curated record. Bases 1 to 2505 code for a protein of 834 amino acids. The transcript is spliced from 4 exons. NCBI's taxonomy places the organism in Eukaryota, Viridiplantae, Chlorophyta, Trebouxiophyceae, Coccomyxaceae.
AUGAAUCUGUGGAAGAACACUCGGGUACUAGAUCCACCCAGAAACAGAACGUUUUGUGUGGACAAGCAUUCUGUGCUGGCAACAGACGCCGUAGGCAGGCUGCAAUUGUUUGAAAACCACCCUCCAUCUCUCCACGCUCCUUCAAGACACGCGGCGUUCAACGAGCUCACUCCCAGGCACAGGAGAAAAAUUGCAUGUAAGUGCCACCUGAACUGCGUCCCGGACGGUUGGGCCUGCAAGAUUGGUAGUUUUACAUUUGGCAGUUUCAACAUCAUCCUUUGCAAUGGUUUCCGGCGAGCCUUUCAUCAAGAUAGUAAUAGGCCCCUUACCAUCACCGGAGACGAUCAGCGCCAAAUGAUGCGCCGGACAUUGGCAAACAGCUUUGACCGCAUUCGACAAAUACAAGCGAGUAACGCAAAAACCUACAGCGGAAAGCGAGUAUUGGUGUUUUACUUCCCGCAAUAUCACGAGGUUGAAGAAAAUAACAAAGCAUGGGGAAAGGGCUUCACAGAUUUCACGAAUGUGGCGAAAGUACACAGAGCAGCUCAUGGCCACCCGAUAAUCAGACCUUCAGAAAGGAACGGCUUCUAUGAUCUGACUGAUGAGCAUCAAAGAAAGUUCCAAGGAGAGCUGGCGCGCAAAUAUGGCAUUUACGGCUUCGUGUAUAUGCAUUACUGGUUCUCGAACGGUCCAGUAAUGGACAAACCUCUGCAGCUGAUGCUAAAAGACGGGCACCCAAAUGUGCACUUCUGCUUGAUGUGGGCAAAUGAGCACUGGACGAAGAGGUGGGAUGGGUUGGACGGCAGUGAGGUGUACCUAAAGCAGACAUACAAAUCAAACAGCUGGGAUGCACAUUGGAAGUGGUUGCUGCAAUUCUUUCGCCAUGAAAAGUACAUCUUAGUGCACAACAAACCGUUGCUACUCCUGUACAGAGCAUCUGACAUUCCCUCGCUGCAAGCACUGUUGAAAAGAUGGAGAGCACUAGCACUGCGAGCAGGAUUUGAUGGCCUGCAUGUCAUUCAAAUGAACGGUGUGAAAUGGACACCAGACGCGUUGGAACAACAGCCAGGAGUGGAUGGGGUUGUGGAAUAUUACCCAAACCUUUACAACGGUCCUCAGUGGCCUGUCAAUGAGGUUGUGUCCUCCCCUAAGCAUGGCGAUGUGCAUUAUUAUGGAGCGCACUGUGGAUGGGAUAACACACCUCGGCAUGCCACGGAUGGCAAGUACUCCUUUAGGAUUGGGCACCCAAGUGUGUACAAGUAUGUAUUGAGGCAGAACCUUGCUCGGACCAAGCCAGGAGGGUUUGUCUUUGUGAAUGCCUGGAACGAAUGGGGGGAGGGUGCGUCUAUUGAACCAAGCUUGCAGUGGGGAAGAAGAUGGCUUGAGGCCACCCGAGAUGCCAUUCUAGAAGAGGCAAGGGGUGAGUUUGCUACAUUGCGACCAAACGGAUUUGCUGCAUCUGUGCCUUUGCGCCGCGCUGGGGUGCCCACGCCCAAGGAGCGCCAGAUUGGUGGUCAGGGUGGCAACGUGUGCAUAAUUGUCAGAACUCACCAAGACCACUUUUCUGGCCAGCACAACUUGUACCAACUUCUAUCGUCUCUGCAAAGCCUGGAGUACAAAAACUGGCAGGCAUUUGUGUCUAGGGUAGACGAUAAACCAUUUCCUGACCUCCCGCAUGUGAUUGCCGACAUUCAUGAUGAUCGCAUCCAUGGCGUGGAUCUGCCAGCCAAUUUUCUCGAAGGUUUCUCUUGGAGGAAUGCUGGGUACAAGGCGACCGAUGAGAUCAUUAAGCGGCAUUGUUCCUCCAAGGAAUUUGAUUGGUUCAUGGUGACCAACGGCGACAAUUUCUAUGCCCCUGAUGCGCUUAAUUACCUACCCAGUGAGUACGACAUAGUUUUGAUGAAUUUCUAUGGGCGCUACACGGCCAUCAAUGAGGUGCUAGGCACAAAUGCUACCGUGGCUGGCGUGCCGCUUGAACAUUGUUGUGUGCGGUUCAAUGACCUCAGAUGCACACAUGCAGCGCCGAAAGUAUCAUAUUCAGAUUUGGGUGGCAUCAUCUUUAACGCUCCCAAGUAUCGUGCGGAGGGAUGGAAUUUCGAACAUUAUGAUGGGCAUUGCAAGACUUCUUGCCACGAUGGUGCUCUUCUAGAGGACCUUGUUAGAGCUGGCUGGAAGUACACAAGCCAUCCCAUAGAUGUUUGCGCUUUGUACCACAACACCAACCCAGUCAGCUGUCGGAUGCUCGGUGGUACAUACUUUGACUCCUUAGAUAUAAUGAAGGCAGGCUGCUAUGACAUGGCAGAUAUCCAAGAACAGCCUGUUCGAUCCCCAGGAAAAACACUGGGACUUUUUUUUGGAUCGAUUUUCGGGUACAUCAUGUAUCCCCAUAAAUCGGCGAAUGAUUCGGCGUUGCGGCCGCUCCUGAGACACCCGCAUCGUCGCUGUCGAAAUCCAUCCCGAAAUUUCGAGCGGUUUGCUAGGGACGACCCCUCGACAUUUGUGUAA